This is a messenger RNA of Microplitis mediator, 4279 nucleotides long. Its product is annotated as endothelin-converting enzyme 1-like. Gene Ontology annotation, cellular component: plasma membrane. Gene Ontology annotation, biological process: protein processing. The coding region runs from base 752 to 3124 and encodes 790 amino acids. The transcript has 17 exons. Lineage: Eukaryota; Metazoa; Arthropoda; Insecta; Hymenoptera; Braconidae. The record is from RefSeq and is a predicted model, not a curated record. Gene Ontology annotation, molecular function: metalloendopeptidase activity.
GGUGGAAAAGGCGCCACGGUGGUUGAUACCACGUCCGUCUAGUAGUCCGCGUGUUACCUUUAAAGUACGUGGAGUACUGCAUCGGUAUCGUCUUUUUUCCCUUAACGAUAAAAUUUUCAGGAAACGACAAUUUUGUAAUGAAUAAAAAUAAAUAAUAUAUUUUUAAAAAACAAUAACUUUAAAAAUGUGUAAAAAAAAUUAUAUUUGCAGACAGGAAGAGAUGAAUUGUGUUGAAACAAAGUUGUUACUGUAAACAAAGACGAUAUAACAUUGUAAUAAUAACAAUGGUUUAAAAAAUAAGAGAGUGUAAUUGAAGUAUGUAGAAGGAAAACAGUAGAGAAAUGAAGUUAAUAUAAACAAUAAAGUUUGUUGGUAACAAAGUAAAAGUUCCGUCUGUUGAUUGACGUCACGAAGCUCAGAUAACAAUACUGCAAAUGUGGCUCUGUGUACGGUGAGCCGGGAUAACCGUGGCCGUAAGGCCCGGGGUGGAAUAACACGAACCGGCGGAGCUAAAAUAUCUUUAAGUACACGCGCGUUGUGUGUUCCGGGACCAGUGGCGGGGCCGCACGGGCCUAGUGGCGGUGGUGGUGGUGGUGGAGGCAGUGCUGGUGGUAGUGCUGGUAGUGGUGGCCCUGGUGGGCCUGGUGGACAUGUAUCAACUCAACAAUAUCAUCAACAUCAACGAGAUCAUCUCACGACGCCGACUCAUGGACAAAAUACUGAUGAAACGAGCAAUGCUGUCGACGAGCCCAUGGUUCCUGUUGAAAGAGCUCAAAAUACAGGAACCUGGAUUUGUUGCAUGCCCUGCUACUGGGUUAAACAGAGCAAAUCUGUUCAUAAAGCCCUGCUAACUUUUGCUAUGCUACUUGUUACAAGUUUACUUGUUACUAGUCCCGUUUUAUUUUUGAUUACCACUCUGCCAGAUGCUGAUCAACCACGAAAUUGUGCUCCCUUGGACGAAGCGUGCAUUAGAGAACGAGAUGGACAGGAUGAAAUAUGUGUUACGAAAGCAUGCAGUGAGGGUUCAAGAAAAAUGUUGGCAUCGAUGAACAGAGAUGUGGAUCCAUGCAACGAUUUUUAUCAAUUCGCCUGCGGUAGUUUUCGUGACCGAGAAUCAUCUCCAUCUAGCUCUAGCUUUACUAUUCUUCAGAAGCAAAUCGAUCGUAAAAUUCAAACAUUACUGGCCAAUGAAACAGGAAAGAUGGUCGGUGUUUUCGAGAAGAUGGGAUUUUUUUAUUCAAACUGUGUUGCCCAAGCUGAAAAAGCAGUCAACUUCACACCAGUUUAUUCGCUGCUAGAAGAAUCGGGUGGCUAUAUACCUCCAAAAUCAUCAGCCUCAACGGAUAUAACUCUUCUGGUGGCGACACUUCUUAAAAUAAAUGGCGCACCUCUUUUUGAUUUCUAUGUUGAUGUCGACUUGUACGAUCACUCACGGGUAUCAGUUUUUCUCGAUCUGCCCUCGAGACAUUUAGCAGAUUCGUUUUUCUCGAAUAAAUAUAAAGACGGACCUAGAUGGCACGCGGAAGCUAGUAUGAAGAAAGUAAUCCGUAAAAAAAGAUCAAAUCCUGCUGAGAGUCAAGCGUACACCGUUAUCAAGAAUUCAAGAGAUGAAUAUAGAUGUCGAAAAAUAGAAAAAAUACUUCAUCAAUAUUUACCAGAGAACAUGGAGAAACGAGAGCGUUCAUAUGAAACUUAUCUUCUUUUACAAUUUUGUUUAUCUCUUAGCAAGAUAUAUCCACGGCAAAAAGAUUUAUAUAAUUGGGUUGAUGUUGAUCAAAGAGUAUACAUCCCGUAUAAUCUGACGUACCUUCAGGAUAACUUCAAUUAUAUAAGGUGGAAGACGCUGUUGAAUAUCACUGUGGAUAAGGAUACUUUUAACGAUUUGUACAAGCAUGGAACUACCGAUGAUCAAUUUGUGUAUGUCUACAUAACUGCGCCUCGAUAUUUUAGAAGUUUGGGGAAAUUGCUCAAUCAAUUUUCAAACAGAGUUGUUCACAAUGGUUUGCUACUUUUGUAUGCAGUGGAUACACUUCAUGACAUUGUGAACGUAACUGCCAGCAACAAUUGGAAUGUUUCCUGCAGUAAAUUGACAAGAAAUUUAUUUUCUGAAAUGGUUGGAGCCUUAUAUGUACAACAAUAUAAACCUCAAUAUUUACAAUUACUGGCCGGUCGAGUCAAUAAUUUAUUCGAGCGAGUUAAGGAAACAUUAGCAGAAAGGAUAUUAGUUAAAUCUUGGCUCGAUGAUGAUACCAGGGCACAAUCUUUACUGAAGCUCACUGAGCUGCGAGGCAAGUUUCACGUUUGGCCUGGUUUUCAUAAUAAGUCUUUAUUGGCGCAUGAAAUGGCUAAGGUAACUAUCGAGCCAGAUUUUUUUACAACUGUCAUUAAAAGAUUUCGACAAAUUCGUAACCUGAAGGACCAAGUUCUACGAGGAACAUUAAAUGAUAGAUGGCGUAAUCCGUAUGCUGUCAAUGCUUAUUACGAAUCUUCAACAAAUUCAAUAGUGAUACCACUUGCUAUGAUGACUGCCUGGUCAUGGUCAUGGGAAGGAGGACCAGCCUAUUCUGCUCAUGCAACUCUAGGCUCCGUAAUCGCACAUGAAAUUCUUCAUGUAUUUGAUCUUCACCAUCGCUUGCCUUUAGAUCCCGAAAUAAAUCUCAAAAACUGGGUUUGGAUAACUCCUAAAUCAUGGAGUCAACUUGAAAGUAAAAUCGAGUGCGUCGCCAGACUUUAUGCUAAAAGAUUCUGGAGAAAAGUUCAAUUCUACGGCAAUGAAGUGGACGUACAAUUUGACUGGAAUGUCACGAGAAAUGAAAACGUUGCUGAUAUUGGUGCUCUACAAAUUUCUUAUCAAACCUGGCAUACACUCACUAACGGAAGAGAUCGAGCUUUGCCAACUUUAGAUGCUCUUCGACCAAGUCAAAUGUUUUUUAUUAGUGCCGCCCAGACUUACUGUACUAACAUGACUGCCGAGGCCUAUAUCCUUUCCGUCGAGCUUGAUUAUCACACUCCGUCUCCAGAGAGAGUUAACGUUGUUAUGAUGAACUCGCCAGCUUUUGCCGAAGCUUUUCGUUGUCCUCUUGGUUCACGAAUGAAUCCGCCUAACAAAUGCAGCACAUGGUGAUAGGAAUAUUAAAUAAUCAGCAAUUACUAUUUUUAAAAUUGAUGGAUCAAUCACAAAAAAAAUUGGCUCAACGUAAGAUACUUUUAGACGAUUUAUGCUGACACUUGUAGAUUUUAAUCGAUUUAAUAAUCAAUGAAUUAAAAAAUUUAUUGACUCGCCAAUAUCCAGAAAACACCAAACGGAGUAUAAAAAAAAAUUAUAAGUCGCAUAAUAAUCGUCGCGUACUUAAUUAAUACGUCGUACGUUUUAAAAGGUAGUUAAUUAUUUUACUGUAAAUAUUAUUAUAUAAUAUAGAAUAUUAUAAAUUAUAAUAAUGUAAAAGAAUAAACUAAGAAACAAUUUUAAAUAAUUUUUAGGCCUUAUGGGAUGGAGAAUUUAUCGAAGCACAUUGAUUAGAUUGUUUGUCUUUUGCAACUAUAAAUGUUAGUAAAGCAGAUCAAUAUCUUGCUAAAAAAAAUUCAGAGUCUGAAUAUUUUGAUCUAAUAUAUAUAUAUACGAUAAGUUAUUUAUUUUAUUAUUUAAGCUUAAAUAUACAUUAUUUAUAUUUAUUAUCACCUUGAAAAUAAAAAUGACGCCUAUAGUAUUACUAAAUUCAUGUUAAUAAUUUACUAAUCUAUUUCUUUGUAAAAAAAUUAUGUUAACAAACUAAUUAAUAUUAAUAGAAUAGAAAUAAUUUAAUUAAAAAUAUUUUUCAGUAAAAUACUGCGAAUAUUUGUCGAAAAAUUUAAUAGAUUUUAGUAAAUUAAUUAAUGCUAUAGAAAAAUGUAAUUUCAUUAUGAAAAUAGAUGUACUAAUAAAUCUUAAGAUACUUUAAACAAAGAAAAGUAUAAACUUUUUUUUGUGGAUAAAAAUAAUCGAUACUUGUACAGAAAAUUGUUGUAAGUUUUUUUUUGUUUUUCAUAAAAACGUUUCUUAAAAAAAAAAAAUUGAAAAAUAAAAAAUUUUUCAAACAAGUGUACCAAUAAUGAAAUUUGGAGGAUUGAAAAUUCACAUUUUUCAAUGAAAGUAUUCAACUGUGAAGGAACAAAAAAAAAAAAAAAACGAAUACCACUGUCAAUAAAAAUUUAUUUUUUUAAUGAAACUUGAAUGUCUUGAUUGGUAAAAUAUAAAUAAACGUUUAUUGAAAAGUUACCGCGAAUUUUGAAUCUCGAAAAA